AUGAAUAAUGUUUUUAGCUUUUCUAUUCUUGGUAAAUUAAAUAUAAGGACUCAACUCAAUUCGGCUUAUCGCAAUGAUCUAAUUAAACAUAAUAAUCAAGUGGAUAAGAAUCGAUAUGUAUUGAAUAAAAUUAUUAAUUGUAUAAGGUUUUGUGGAGCAUUUGAGUUAGCCUUAAGGGGUCACGAUGAAAAGGAAAAUUCGGAAAACAGAGGCAUAUUUAAGGAGCUGGUGAAUUUUAGCGCCGAAUUAGACAACGAAUUGAAAGUCCAUAUUCAAAGUGCCAAACUUUUCAAGGGUACCUCAAAAACAACUCAAAACGAGCUUCUUGAGUGCAUGCUAGAUGUUUAUCAUGAAGAAGUUAAGAAGGAGAUUGCAAAUUCUCCUUUUGUUGCAGUAAUUGCCGAUGAAACGACUGACGUAGCCUGUGAAUUUCAAUAUUUGUGUAAAGGACAACCAGUUGAGAGAUUUUGGAGUUUUUACGUCCCCGACGGACACGAUGCCAAAUCAAUCGCUGCAUGCGUUUUAAAUGUUGUAAAUCCAUUAAUAGAUCAAAAUCCAAACAAAUUAAUAGCUCAAAGCUAUGAUGGUGCGUCUGUUAUGAGUGCAAAUGCUAGCCGAUUCAGAAGAGUAUCAUGUUCGACACAGUCAAAAGCCAUGCUGAGGUCACACAGGGCUGCCCCUUGCAACAGUUUCAUCCUAAAAUGUAUGGAUAGCAGUGUUUGUGGGUGCGAGCAGCAAUUUAACAGGAUAAUUUUGACGCAUUGCACCAGUCCGAAGCAAUACAGCUCGGCAGCUUCCAAUAAAAUCAAAAUCAAAAACAAUGUUGAAAACCCAAAAACCGUCUACGAUCUCUUUCGCAUUGGAAAUAGUUCACGUGCAAGGAAGAGGAGUAGGGAUAUUGUCAAAGCGGUUUCUGAUUUGAAAAGCUUACAUGAGCAAGUCAAUUCUGCCGAAGAAAACCCUCUUGACGUGUUUGGGAAGAGUGUUGCAUCGCAACUUAAAACGUUUUCGGUAGAAAAUGCCUUAUUAGCUCAGUGUCGAAUCCAAAGCCUUUUGAGCGAAAUCGGUAUCAAGGAUUACAGAGAAAAGUCUGCGCCGAAUAACAGCAGUCAAAGAUCAUCUUCUGUAUUUUCAAAUUUCACUGAUGUUAAUUAUACAUCCACUGCGUCAACAGAUCAUGUGACAAACAGAUUUGAUGACCUCACCUCAGAAUCGGACACUCUUCGCACCACGAAUGAUAUUUUAACGUUAGCUAUGGUUGCUGCCUGUGACAGUGACAUGCGGAACGAACAAGUUUAA
Messenger RNA from Acanthoscelides obtectus, 1299 nucleotides. NCBI's taxonomy places the organism in Eukaryota, Metazoa, Arthropoda, Insecta, Coleoptera, Chrysomelidae. The record is from the annotation of a GenBank genome assembly.